This is a messenger RNA of Hevea brasiliensis (rubber tree), 3351 nucleotides long. RefSeq names its product probable LRR receptor-like serine/threonine-protein kinase At3g47570. The coding region runs from base 90 to 3170 and encodes 1026 amino acids. NCBI's taxonomy places the organism in Eukaryota, Viridiplantae, Streptophyta, Magnoliopsida, Malpighiales, Euphorbiaceae. The transcript has 2 exons. Gene Ontology annotation, molecular function: protein binding; ATP binding; protein kinase activity. The record is from RefSeq and is a predicted model, not a curated record. Gene Ontology annotation, biological process: protein phosphorylation.
UAUUCAUAGAACAUAAAUAAACAAAUUCUACAUUAGUACUGCAGAGCUACAACUGAUCCAAAAGCAUAGCUCGUAGUCCUGAAGAAGCUAUGGCAAUUAAGUGGUGGAGCUUUUGCAUACCUUUGAUGUGGUGGUGCUUGUGCUCCUUCAAGUUCAACCCAGCCACUUGCUUGCAAAAUGAGACUGAUCGACUUGCUUUGAUCUCCUUCAAGCAAGCCAUACUUCAAGACUCAUUUCAAGUCUUGAAUUCUUGGAAUGAUUCGUUUCACUUCUGCAAUUGGCAUGGCGUUUCAUGUGGUAGGCGGCAUCCUGACAGGGUCGUGGCCUUGAACCUCAGCUCUCAAGGAUUGGUAGGAUCACUGUCACCUCAUAUAGGAAAUCUCUCAUUUCUCAGGAUACUGCGUUUACAAAAUAAUAGCUUCCAUGGCCAAAUCCCACAGGAGAUUGGUCGACUGCGCCGCCUACGAGAUUUAAUUCUCAGCAACAAUUCAUUCCAAGGUAAUAUACCCACCAACUUAUCCCAUUGUUCAAACCUCAUGCAUCUUAAUCUUGUUGACAACAAGCUGGUGGGGAACAUCCCUGCCGAGCUUGGCUCUGUACAAAAACUUGAAAGUGUAGGACUGAGCACAAAUAAACUCACAGGAAGUAUUCCACCCUCCAUUGGAAAUCUCUCAUCUCUAUGGGUGCUCUUUCUGGGAGAAAAUGAUUUGCACGGACAGAUUCCAGAGGAAAUCUCUCGUCUUGGGAACUUAGAAUAUUUUGUGGUUACAGAUAUUAAUCUAAUUGGCGAGAUUCCUCCUGGUCUCUUCAACAUCUCCAGCAUUUCCUAUAUAUCAGUAGGCAAUAACCAACUGCAUGGAAGACUCCCUUCUGAUAUAGGCCUCACUCUUCCAAAUCUGAUUGUCCUUGAUUUUUCAUACAAUAGGUUUACUGGACCCAUCCCAAUUUCAUUGUCAAAUGCUUCUGCCCUUUUCCAAAUUUCCAUUCCGUCUAAUAGAUUUUCUGGCUUAGUUCCCAAAGAAUUUGGAAUGCUGCAGCAUCUUCAAUAUCUUGCUCUUACUCAGAAUCAGCUACAAGGUGACUUAAGUUUCAUAAAUGCUCUAGCUAAUUGCACCAGUUUAAAAGUCCUGGCUUUAGAAUCAAAUUUUUUCGAAGGAACCGUGCCUAAUUCCAUAGCCAAUCUAUCCAAAGACAUAUAUUUUCUAUCUGUGUCUAAUAAUCAGUUAUAUAAUGCCAUUCCCUCGGGUAUUGAAAACCUUCUCAAUUUGCGUUUUUUUCUGUUUAAUAGAAAUUAUUUCUCUGGCCCUAUACUUACUGAUUUUAAGAAAUUUCCACGUUUGCAAGAGUUGAGAUUGGAGAACAACAAAUUCACAGGAUCAAUUCCAUCUUCAAUUAGCAAUUUAUCUUUGCUGAGUUCUCUCAACAUGGGGUUCAACAAUUUCAAGGGAAACAUACCUGCAAGACUUGGAAGUUGCCGCAACUUGAUUCGGUUGCGUCUCUCACAUAAUAGUCUCAGUGGUUCUAUACCUCGAGAGGUUAUCGGCCUUAAAUCCCUUUCAAUUUUACUGGAUUUAUCUGGUAAUGAACUUACUGGUCCUAUUCCAUCAGAGAUCGGUUUGCUGCAAAAUCUAGCACAGUUGGAUUUAUCUGAUAAUAGAUUAUCUGGAAUGAUUCCUAGCACAAUUGGCAAGUGUUCGAAUUUAGAACAGCUUCGCCUGGAGGGAAAUUCAUUUGAUGGAGAUAUACCGCAAGUUUUAUUUGCUUUACAAGGUUUACAAGAGCUGGACAUUUCACGCAACAAUUUUUCAGGGGGAAUCCCAGAUUCUUUAACUCAGCUUGACGGGCUGAAGCAUUUGAAUCUGUCUUUUAAUCAACUUCAUGGGAUGGUUCCAAAACGUGGAAUCUUUCUAAAUGCAAGUGCCGUUUCAUUGAUGGGAAACAAUGAUCUCUGUGGAGGUAUCACUGAGAUGAAGCUUCCUUCUUGCCCCAUCACAAACUCCAAGAAGAACAACCUCUCCCUUGCACUGAAAGUGACAAUCCCAGUGGUUGCGACAGCCAUAUUUUCGGCUCUGUUGGUGUGUUCCUUAAUUUUCUGGCAUCGGAAAAGUAUUUUUAGAAAGAAGAAGAUUUCCAUGCCACCAUUUGAACACCAGUUUCUGAGAAUAUCCUAUGCAGAACUCUUCAAAGCCACUGAUGGAUUCUCUAUGUCCAAUAUAAUUGGUGUCGGAAGUUAUGGAUCUGUUUAUAAAGGAAUUCUUGAGCAAGUAGGUAUAGAAGUGGCGGUCAAAGUGCUAAACCUCCAAAGAAGAGGAGCUUCAAAUAGUUUCAUGUCAGAAUGCAAGGCUCUUAGAAUCAUCAGGCAUCGAAAUCUUCUGAAGCUAUUGAGCGUCUGCUCUAGCAUUGACUUUGAAGGCAAUGAUUUCAAAGCUCUGAUAUAUAAAUUCAUGGUGAAUGGGAGCCUGGAGAAAUGGCUGCAUGGUCGCAAUGUAGGAGAAGAUGGACAAGAAGGACAAUCAGGAAAUUUGAAACUAAUAGACAGACUUAACAUUGCCAUUGAUAUUUCAACUGCAAUAGAAUAUCUUCACAAUGGCAGCUCAUCAACUAUCAUACAUGGUGAUCUAAAGCCAAGUAAUGUUCUUUUAGAUGAGGAGAUGACCGCCCAUAUUGGAGAUUUUGGCUUGGCAAAGAUUGUUGCCUCAGUUUCUGGUGAGAUUCAAAAGUAUCAAAGCAGUUCUACAGCAAUCAAGGGAUCUGUUGGCUAUGUUGCUCCAGAGUAUGGGUUGGGCGAUCCAGUUUCUAAAGAAGGAGAUGUAUAUAGCUAUGCGAUUCUGUUGUUGGAGAUGUUUACAGGAAAGAAGCCAAUCGAUGAAUCUUUUAAAGAUGAUCUCAAUCUUCAUACUUUUGUUGAAAGCAAUUUGCCUGAUAGAGUGAUGGAGAUUGUGGAUCCAAGAAUUGCGUAUGAAGAUGGAGGAGGAAGUUUCAAAGAUUGCAUCCUCUCUGUAAUGAGAAUUGGAGUUGCAUGUUCAAUGGAGCAACCAAGAAAAAGAAUGAAAAUGGGAGAUGUGAUAAGUGAAUUGGUAAAGAUCAAAGGCUCUUAUCUGCAGGAAAGGCUGAAGCAGGGGCGAAGAAAUGCCUACCAGUUUGGAGGUCCAAGCACCUCUCGCAUUUAAUUUAGUAGCUUAAUUUUGCAAUUUCGAACCAUGAAAUUAAACUAAGUUGCUAUGUGUGGUCUACUUUUCUGGAACAUGUUUCGUAUAAGUAAUUUAUUCAAUUUUCAUGCAAACUAGAUCAUAACCUGGGCAAUGCAGCAGGAUGUUUUUAAUUUUUAUUUAAUAAAAAAGUUAUUUUAAU